Molecule: messenger RNA, 1332 nt
Organism: Penicillium mononematosum
Lineage: Eukaryota; Fungi; Ascomycota; Eurotiomycetes; Eurotiales; Aspergillaceae
Product: KilA-N domain-containing protein
Exons: 6
Coding region: 1-1332 (443 amino acids)
Biological process (GO): meiotic attachment of telomere to nuclear envelope; mitotic telomere tethering at nuclear periphery
Cellular component (GO): nuclear membrane complex Bqt3-Bqt4
Molecular function (GO): DNA binding
Source: RefSeq, a predicted model, not a curated record
AUGUCGCGCACACUUCCAAAACAGUUCAAUCCUCUUAUCACCAUUGAGGUUGCUCCCUCCUAUGACGAGCUCCUUGCCCGCCGUCGUCUCGGACAAACCAACCUCUCCGUUAAGCCUGCUCAGAUUGGCACCUCAAACGCGACCAAGCCAGAGAACCUGGGCGUGUUCGAGUAUGCCCACCUCCGUGCUCCGCUACCAAAGGACCUCGAGGGCUCCGAGAUCUUCCCUUCCCACAGUCCCCAGCAACAACCCGAAAGUUACUUCCUGAUGCGCCGUAGUAAAGAUGGCUUUGUUAGCGCGACAGGGAUGUUCAAAAUUGCCUUCCCAUGGGCCAAGGCCGAGGAAGAACGGACAGAGCGCGAGUAUCUGAAGGCUCGCGAGUUCACGAGUGAAGAGGAGGUUGCCGGCAAUGUGUGGAUCUCGCCCGCAUUUGCUCUUGAGCUUUCCAAGGAAUACCAAAUGUACGAUUGGGUGCGAGCACUGUUGGACCCAACAGACAUUGUUCAAACGCAAAGAAGCAUAUCACCCCCCCCGCCGAAAUUCGAAAUUCCCUCCGAUGAGCCGCCCGUGUCGCAACGCAACCGUAGAGGUCGGUCCGCUUCUCCGAGCAAGAAGUCUCCCCGAAAGCCCCGCAGCACCCGCAUCACCAAGGAUAUCACUAGCACCCCGUCCACGACGGCUGCAAACGCUAGCCUUCAGUCGGCAUUAGACACAGCUUCAGGCCUGGCCGCGGAAGCGAUUCCUGAGCUGCGCGCUGUGGAUGGCGAAGCGGAAGUGACGUUAAGCGGAUCCCCUGGAAAGAAGACUAAAGCGCGCAAGUCAGCGAGAUCUGCUACCGCGGAGCCCGAAGAGGAGACCAAGGAGGAGACCAAGGAGGAGAAGAAGGAAAAGAAGAAGGCGGAGAAGAAAGAAAAGAAGAAGCAGGAAAUCCAGGAACAGGACGAGACUGUCGAGGUAUCAGUGGCCGACAAUGCCACCGAUGCUGUAAAGCCUACUCACACUACUGUUUCUUUGGAUAUGCCGAUCAGUCUCCCCGAAGUGCCCUCUGCUGCCGAGACUGAAGAGAUGAUUGCUCAGGCCAAGGAGAUGGUGGAAGAAGCUAUCAAGGCGCAAGCCGAGGGCGCCACUGCCGAGUCGACAUCUGUUAAGACGACCAGCAAGCGCAAGGCCGAGGAUGAUGAGGAUGAAGAGACAUCGGCCGAAGCUUCGCAACGAGCCAAGAAAGCCAAGCUGCUCGAGAACAAACUCAAGCAGGAGCGCGUCCGUAACCGCUCUAUCUUCGGUGUCUCCGUCGCCUUUGCCCUUGCGGCUUCCAUCCCAUACUUUUUCUAA